AUGGCCACCGUCACCACCAAGACCGGCCAGGCGGUCGAUCGCCUGGUCCUGGACUCCAUGCUCCGCCGCCGCAUGUUCUACACCCCCUCCUUCGAGAUCUACGGUGGCGUGUCUGGUCUGUAUGACUAUGGCCCACCCGGCACCGCCCUGAUCGCCAACAUGACCGACCUGUGGCGCAAGCACUUUGUGCUAGAGGAGGAUAUGCUUGAGGUCGACUGCACCAUGCUCACCCCCCACGAGAUCCUCAAAACCAGCGGGCACGUGGAUAAAUUCGCCGACUGGAUGUGCAAGGAUCCCAAGACUGGCGAGAUUUUCCGCGCCGACCACCUGGUGGAGGAGGUUCUGGAGAACCGGUUAAAGGGGGACAAGGAGGCGCGCGGCCAGAAGGUCGAGGUUGACGCCGAGAAGGAGGCCAAGAAGAAGAAGAAGUCGAAGGGCGAGACCAAGGCUGUCAAGCUGGACGACGCUUUGGUCCAGGAGUACGAGUCAACUCUUGCUCAGAUCGACAACUUCGGCGGCCCCGAGCUCGAGGAGAUCAUCAAGAAGUAUGAUAUUCGCAAUCCCGCCACCGACGGCAAGGUCGAGCCCCCCGUCUCCUUCAACCUUAUGUUCCAAACCUCCAUUGGUCCCAGCAGCAACAUGCCGGGCUACCUGCGGCCCGAGACUGCCCAGGGCCAGUUCCUGAACUUCCAGAAGCUGCUUGAAUUUAACCAGCAGGGCAUGCCGUUCGCAUCUGCUUCCAUUGGCAAGUCUUUCCGUAACGAGAUUUCGCCCCGUGCUGGUCUGCUACGUGUGCGCGAGUUCCUCAUGGCCGAGAUUGAGCACUACGUCGACCCCGAGGGUGGCAAGAAGCACCCCCGCUUCGCCGAGGUCAAGGACAUUGAGAUGUCCCUGCUUGAUCGCCACGUGCAGCUGUCUGGCAGCACCAAGACCACCAAGAUGACCAUCGGCAAGGCUGUUGAGACUGGUCUGGUCGACAACGAGACCUUGGGUUACUUCCUGGCCCGUAUCCAGCUGUUCCUGCAGAAGUUGGGUGUUGACUACAACAAGCUGCGCUUCCGCCAGCACAUGGCCAACGAGAUGGCCCACUACGCUGCGGACUGUUGGGACGCGGAGCUGCAGACCAGCUAUGGCUGGAUUGAGUGUGUCGGCUGUGCCGAUCGUAGCGCUUACGAUUUGACCGUGCACAAGAACAAGACUGGUGCCCCGCUGGUCGUCCGUGAGACCAGAUCCGAGCCCCUGCGCGUCGAGGAGUGGCAGAUCGACCUUGACAAGAAGAAGUUCGGCCCCCGCUUCAAGAAGGACGCCAAGACUGUCGAGUCGGCCAUUGACGCCCUGUCGCAGGAGCUGCGUGAGAAGCUGGCCCUGGAUCUGGACCAGCAGGGCAAGAUCGAGGUUGAUAUUGAGGGUGUUGGCUCUGGCAAGGUUGAGCUGGAGAAGGACCUGAUCAAGAUUGAGAAGCGCACUCGCGUGGAAAACGUCCGCGAGUACACCCCCAACGUCAUCGAGCCGUCCUUCGGUAUUGGUCGUAUUAUGUACAGCAUGAUCGAGCACGUCUACUGGUCGCGUGCUGGAGAUGAAGCUCGUGGUCCUCUCCUUCCCCCGUCCAUCGCCCCUACCAAGGUCCUGCUGGUCCCCCUCUCUACCAACCCCGCCUUCAAGCCUCUGACCCAGGACCUGAGCUCGAAGCUGCGCCGUCUGGGUGUCUCCAGCCGUGUGGACGACUCUUCCGCCAGCAUUGGCAAGCGCUACGCCCGCAACGACGAGCUGGGUACCCCCUUCGGUAUCACCGUCGACUUCCAGUCCGUCAAGGAUAACACCUUCACCCUGCGCGACCGUGACACCACCAAGCAGGUGCGUGCCGGCGAGCAGGAGAUCCUUCAGGCUCUUAAGUCUCUCGUCGAUGGCGACGAGACCUGGGCAGAUGUGGCCAAGCGCCUGCCCGAAUUCACUGGACAGGAAGUCGAUUGGUCUGUGGUCCGAAUUAAGCUCCGCGGAAUCCCCCAAUCCGGCCUACUGCGCCAAGAAUCCGGGGCAACCUCGUCGCAUCCUCCAUCUGUCCUCUUUGCCCCAGGACAGAGCAAGUUCCACCUCAGAACGAUGGCGCCCACAAUCCAUUCUGCCAAACUCACCCUCUCCUGCCCGCUAUUCGCGGCAGACUUUGAUCCGCGCAACAAUGAACGGCUACUCGUUGGUGGCGGAGGCGGCGAAGGUCGCAGCGGAGUCGGGAACAAGAUCUCUUUGAUUGAUGCGUCACGUCGGAAUGAGAUUACCGAGGCCGUGGUGCUCAACCUGUCGCGCGACGAAGAUUCGGUGACGUCGCUCGCGGCAGCGCCACAGGUCGGCGAUGAGGAGAGCUUGCUGGUUGUGCUGGCGGGCAUCAACAGCUCUGUCGCAGAACAGAAGAAAAACAACAAUGAGCAUAUGCGCUCUUUUCGGUUCGAAGCGCCGCAGAAGAAGAAGACUUUGAUUAAGGUCAACUCGGCGGAUGAUGCGGAGCGGGAGGCCUCCAAAAGGGAUAAGAAGGGAAAGAAGGACAACAAAGACAAGGAGAAGGUGGUAGAAGAAGUCAUUCCUGGAAAAGCAAAGGAACUCUCACGCGCUUCGCUCUUCCGCCCAAAGGAACCCGGUGAUACCUAUCAACGAGUGCUGAGGCUGUCUCCUUGGAGCAGCCAGGAUACCAGAGUCGGCGCUAUUGCGACCGGUCUGUCACCGUCGGGAGAGGUUGUCUUCUUCCAAGUCACAGAACGCCCUACCGAUUCGGACGUUAUUGGCCGUAUUCGUCUCGGCAGCCACGAAGAAGCGGAGGAUGUGGACCUUGCCAGCCUCCAGCAUGACCCCGAACAGAAGGGAGAUGCCCGUGAUAAAUUCCGCGUGGCUUAUACCAAUGGCGUCGAGGUGAUGGUCGGCGAGAUCUCGUCAUCCACUCGCUCUAAUGCCGCUCCCGAUGUCAACUGCGUCUUUACCAUUCCUCUGCCCAGUAGCGGUGCCCGUGCUGCACGCCCCAAGUUCCGUGCUCUGCGCUUCCUGUCCCCAACCGCCCUGAUCCUUCUCCAGAAUGCCCCAGACCGCAGCGGUAGUGAGCUGGUCAUCCUCCGCCUCCCAACAGUCAAAAACGGAAAGGCAACCAUCCUACGUCGACGCAAGCUGCCCCGAGGCGUCAAGAUCGGCCUGGGCCUUGACAUCUGCUCGCUCGGCACAAACCCAGCCUGCCAGCAGCAAACUAUCAUCGCCGUCAGCGGCAGUGACAACUCCAUUUCCCUCUGGACUCUAGAGUUCGGUCCAAACAAAGGCUACGGCGCCAUCCGGCCGCACGCUACACUCCGCGACGUGCACCCCUUCUCCAUGACGAAACUCGUCUUCUCCCCCUUCACCGCACCCGCCCACCCCAUAACCCCCGACGUCCUCCCCCAAAAAGUCAAACUCGCUUCCAUCAGCAUGGGCAACACCGUUGUCGUCCACACCCUCCCACUCUCCCCCUUCCCCGCCUCCUCUCGCACCCCUCGCUACGUCCUGGCCCUACCGGGCCCCUCUGAGUUCUGGGAAGGCCUGUACUUCAGCCUCGUGCUGCUCUGUUCGCUCUUCCUCAUCAUAGGGACGAUGCUCGCCUUCACCGAAAUCCGCGGCGGCACCCCGCCCGUCCUCGGUGUUACGCAGUGGCUUCCGCCGUCCUGGCGCAGUGCCAUCGCGAACGAGUACACUCCGCCCGCGCCGGGCAAGGGCUCGUAUAUCGACUACCUGCUCUCGCCCAAGGGCCACGACGCACUCCCCGCUGUGCGGACCGUCCCGGACGCAAGCCAGAUCGAGAGGUUAAAGGAUAUCCUGGACCGGGUACACAGCGCUGGCGCUGCGCCGGCUGAUAUCGAAACUGUCAGUCCGCGGGCUCUGUCUGUUAUUGUGCGCUGCCAUGACGGCCAGAACGCGGAGCAGAGCAUCAUCGUCGAGACGGCGUCUUCCCAUCGCGUUUUCGGAGAUGAAUCCUCCGAGGCGCACAAGCUCCGUGCUUGGAGGGAUCUCAACGCUGCGGACCAGCUUGCGUGGAAACAGCGUUUGGCAGAUGCCGGCCGCUGGGCUGCGAGUGAGGGUGAGACUGUGUUGCAGGGUGUGUUGUUUGGCGAGGCCUGUGGGCAGCUGCAUCAUGCGGUCCAAGAGGGCUUGCCUUGA
Molecule: messenger RNA, 4164 nt
Organism: Penicillium canariense
Lineage: Eukaryota; Fungi; Ascomycota; Eurotiomycetes; Eurotiales; Aspergillaceae
Exons: 5
Coding region: 1-4164 (1387 amino acids)
Biological process (GO): mitochondrial glycyl-tRNA aminoacylation
Cellular component (GO): cytoplasm; mitochondrion
Molecular function (GO): protein binding; glycine-tRNA ligase activity; ATP binding
Source: RefSeq, a predicted model, not a curated record